This is a messenger RNA of Jaculus jaculus (lesser Egyptian jerboa), 1084 nucleotides long. Its product is annotated as signal-regulatory protein beta-1-like. The transcript is spliced from 4 exons. Gene Ontology annotation, cellular component: plasma membrane. Gene Ontology annotation, biological process: positive regulation of T cell activation; positive regulation of phagocytosis. The record is from RefSeq and is a predicted model, not a curated record. NCBI's taxonomy places the organism in Eukaryota, Metazoa, Chordata, Mammalia, Rodentia, Dipodidae. Bases 38 to 577 code for a protein of 179 amino acids.
CAGACACUGGACAGAGCAGGCUCCUUAGAUCGCUAAGAUGUCCAUUCUUGAUUUCUGGCCCCAGACUCCACACAGUGUCCUGCUACUUAUCCUACUUCUGGGACCCAGAGGAGCCACUUCACAGGAGGACCUGAAGGUGAUUCAGCCUGACAAGUCCAUUCAGGUCACUGCAGGAGAAACAGCCACCCUGAACUGCACCAUGACCUCACUGCUCCCUGUGGGGCCCAUUCAAUGGUUCAGAGGUGUAGGGCUGAACCAGGAGGUUAUCUACAAGUUCACAAAAGGGCACUUCCCUCGUGUCACAAACAUUACAGAUACUUCAAAAAGAAACAACUUGGACUUUUCCAUCCGUAUCAGUAAUGUCACCCCAGCAGAUGCAGGCACCUACUACUGUGUGAAGUUACAGAAAUCAGACAGUGACAAGGAGUUUCAGCGUGGAGGAGGCACUGAGCUCUUCGUGCAUGAACUAGAUGCAUCACUACCUUCUAUCAUCUUUUUUGCUGUUCUCCUUAUCCCCAAGAUAUUUCUGGUGGCUUCUGUCUCUGCUGUCUAUGUCCACAUGAAGCAGAAGUCUUAACUGCAAGGUUUGCCAGAAGAAAGCAGCCCAAUGACAUCAUAACGUGUAGGUGACAAUCCAAAGUUGAGGAGAAUUGAGAGAAGGUGAUUCUCUACAGCACAUCUCUUCCUCCAUACUGCAGUAGAACAUCAAUCUCUGCCUCCUCCUUGCCUGAAGGGACUCAGCCACACAGCUGAUGGGAACCUAGAUUCUGCUCCUGAAUCCUCAUCUCCCAGGAUACUCCUGGGCCAAAAAUCCCAUGAAGACCUCCUUCAUAAUCCUUGAUGCCUUAGCACUGGUUCUACAUUGGUAUGAGCAGGGACAAUGGGAACUAUCACUGGGUAGUGACUUGGAGUCACACUCUAUAAUGUGAGGAACAAGCUCACCCUGGUCCAUUGCUACAGUGUUGCCCACUACAACACAUCCUAGUCUACACUCCCUGGCCCUAGCUUAUCAUUUGGAGUCCAGUGUACCCCAACUCUCCAGCCUUAUUAGUGUUCUCCAAUGUGCCUACUCCCAAUUUUAAGA